Molecule: messenger RNA, 1254 nt
Organism: Didymosphaeria variabile
Lineage: Eukaryota; Fungi; Ascomycota; Dothideomycetes; Pleosporales; Didymosphaeriaceae
Exons: 1
Coding region: 1-1254 (417 amino acids)
Biological process (GO): polysaccharide biosynthetic process
Molecular function (GO): oxidoreductase activity, acting on the CH-OH group of donors, NAD or NADP as acceptor; NAD binding; oxidoreductase activity, acting on the CH-CH group of donors, NAD or NADP as acceptor
Source: RefSeq, a predicted model, not a curated record
AUGACUUACACGUAUCGAAGCAGGCACUCAAGCCAGCUCGUUUCCAAACCAUGGCCAAUUCUUCCCCAACAAAACGCAAUUGACAUCGAAACUACUGAGCCAUGCGUCUGUGUCAUUGGCGUAGGCUUUGUAGGUGAAGCGCUGCUUCGCGAAUUUGGGAAGGUCUACAACUCCAUCGGAUUCGACAUCUCCCAAAAGCGCAUCAACGACUUAGAGAAGUCCUUCCAAUGUCUUCCCAGAGUGUCCCUCACCGCCGAUAAAUCGAAAUUGAAUCAAGCAACGCAUUAUCUGAUCUCCGUACCAACACCACUCAAGAAGGAUCGCUCAGUCAGCCUGAUACACCUUCUAUCCGCUAUCUCCACGACUCUGAACUGCGCUCGCCCUGGAUCAGUAAUAGUUCUUGAAUCAUCCGUAUGUGUGGGAACUACUCGUCAAUUCUUCAACACGUACAAAGAGAUCUACCAUUGCGGAAUGUCGCCAGAGCGCGUGGACCCAGGUCGAACCGAACCUGCACCGAAUAAGAUCCCCAAGCUUGUCUCAGGACUCACGUCUAAAGCAUUGACGCUCAUUUCAAGCCUCUACGCCAAAGUGUUUGAUCACAUCGUCCCUGUUUCAUCGCCUGAAACAGCAGAGAUGACCAAGCUCUUCGAGAACUGUCAGCGCAUGGUCAAUAUCGCUUACGUCAACGAAAUGGCAGAUGCCGCUCGCUCGCAUGGUAUCGAUGCGGACGAGAUGAUUCGCGCUGCCAGCUCAAAACCGUACGGCUUCACGCCCUACUUUCCUGGACUCGGUGUUGGCGGCACCUGCAUUUCCGUCAACCCGUUCUACCUCUUCGCAAAUAACAAGAGCCUUCCUGUCCUAGAGAAGGCAACUGAACAGAUGCGGAAACGACCAAGCACAAAGGCACGCAAGUUCCAUGCUCGCGUCAGCUCUUUAUUGGUAGGCAAGUCUCCACGGAUUCUCGUUGUCGGCAUCGGCUACAAGCCGGGACAGUCCUUAUUGUCAGGCUCACCGGGUCUCGCCUUCGCCGAGAGACUGCGGAGGAUUGGAUGCAGCCGCUUGGCUUUUCACGAUCCGCUGGUACAAAGCGAGGCCGUGGAAUGGAUGGAGAAACUUGAGGAUGCUUCAUGGCAUCCAUCUUACCUCAAGGACAACUUCGACGCCCUCGCGAUCUGCAUGAGACAAACAGGCAUUGACUUUAGGCUUGUGGACAGACUACAUACUAGCAAAGUGUUUGUGCAAGAGUUCAGAUAA